Molecule: messenger RNA, 1660 nt
Organism: Xiphophorus maculatus (southern platyfish)
Lineage: Eukaryota; Metazoa; Chordata; Actinopteri; Cyprinodontiformes; Poeciliidae
Product: RING finger protein 223-like
Exons: 3
Coding region: 419-1141 (240 amino acids)
Biological process (GO): protein ubiquitination
Molecular function (GO): ubiquitin protein ligase activity
Source: RefSeq, a predicted model, not a curated record
GCAGGCGCCACCCCAAGGCCAAGUCUUUCCAUUUGCAUAGAGGGCUAAAAAGGGAGCUGACAGAACAGGGCAACAGACUGAGGAGGAAGGAGGAUCAGCCUUCAGCACUGAAUGCCCGCUGUCUUGCUCAGACAGAACCGCAGAACAACAUCACACCAGUAGGAGCAACCUGAGCAGAGGUUUCUGAAUCCAGCCCAUAAACUGUUCCCAUGUGGAGUGGAAGUGAGCUGAGCCAGGCUGGGUGACGGAUCAACAGGGGAUCUUCAUCCUCUAACAGCCCACCUGACAUUCAGCUCUCUGCAUCUGAACGGGUCCACCCCCUCACUCUGAAGACGUCAGAGAGAAUUCACAGAGCAAUAAAGACCAAAGUGUCAAAGAGACGACUUUGACAAAGAGAGGAAUCUUUACAUCUUGCACGAUGGGAGAAAACACUCCACAGAUCUGGCACAUGCAGAUUCUUGGGCAUGAAGUUCCAGGUGAGCUGCAGAAGAAGAUAUCGGUGGCCAGCCAGCCUGAGUGCUCCAUCUGCUACAACACCUACGACAACGUCUUCAAAACACCCAAGCUGCUGGAGUGCACCCACACCUUUUGCCUGGAAUGCCUGUCCCGCCUCAUGGCCGUCUCCCUGACCGAUCAGGACGAGGGCGCUGGCAGCACACGCCUCUCUUGCCCCUUCUGCCGCCAUCCCACUAUGCUGCCAGAAGACGGCCCCCCCGCCCUGGCCACCAGCCGGGAGGUCCUCUGCAAACUGCCCAGCCACCAGCAGCAGGAGGAGCCCGUGUGGCUGGAGGGGGAGAAGCUGUGCUACAAGACCUCCAGACAGGACGCCCUAUCCGGAGCGCCUGACAGCCCCACGGCCUUCUGCAUCUGCAUCGACAUCGGGGCCAGUAAGUCAGCGGACGCUCCGGUCCAGUCCAGGCGCCGGAGCUCGGGUCUGAUGGGCCGACUGGCAGACUGGAAGAGGAUGGUGCUGUUCGUGGUGCUCAUGGUGCUGCUGGUCAUAGUGGUGCUGUGGCCUCUGCAGUGUGUGUUCACCACCGGAAACAUGCGCUGCAUGAGAAACGGACCCCACAUCAGCACCACGGCAACCACCACCACAACCAUUGGCCCGUCGAUAAGCAGGUCCGGCCUGAAAGGAUGAGCAGCUCAACUUACAGAACACGUUCUUUUGAAGAGUUGCAUUCUGCUGCCUCUGAUGCUGUAGCUGGGACCGGACCUGGUUCCCCUGCAGUGAUGACUGAAGGGCUUUUCACUGAUUCACUCAGACUUUACAGCUCCAUUUCUGUCAACAUUUCCCUUUUUUAAAAGGGAAAUGUUGCAUUUUAAUGGCUGCAUCGCCAAGGAGUAGAUAAAACUUUGACACAUUUGCACUUUGCCCCGAGCUUGUAUUCUGAGAUAAGAACAUCUGACUGGUUCUGUUUGGUACCGAUGUAGAACCCUGAAGUCCAGGCCAAACGGCUCAGCACAUUUACUGAGCCAGUGUGGAAAUGCGAACUUUGCUGGAUGGGAUCCACAUGUGCCAAUGACAAAUGUGUAUAAUGUGACUGAUUGUGACUUUUGAUACAUCUUUGUUUACAAAACUACAAUUAAAAGUGAAGCUUGUCUGUGUCCACUGUUUCAAAAUGGAAAGACGUGUUUAAAGUGAUAUUUUGUAAAAAAA